Molecule: messenger RNA, 3759 nt
Organism: Melozone crissalis (California towhee)
Lineage: Eukaryota; Metazoa; Chordata; Aves; Passeriformes; Passerellidae
Gene: SNX19
Product: sorting nexin 19
Exons: 11
Coding region: 71-2902 (943 amino acids)
Cellular component (GO): early endosome membrane; intracellular membrane-bounded organelle
Molecular function (GO): phosphatidylinositol binding
Source: RefSeq, a predicted model, not a curated record
AGCCCGGUGAGGUUCGAGCCGUGCACCCUUGCCCACCCUCCCGGCUGUGACAGCCGCUGCCCGCCCCGCCAUGCCUGCCCGCGGUCCCUCGGGGUCCCGCCGGCCGCUGCUGGCCCUGCUGGUGGCCCUGGGCUGGCUGCUGGCGCUGCAGCUGCUGCUGGACCUGCGGGCGCUGGGGCUGCUGUGCGGGGCGCUGGCCGUGCUGGGCGGCUGGCUGGGCCCCCCGGCCCUGCUUCCCCGCGGCCGCCGCCUGCGCCUGGAGCGCUUCGUCAGCUCCCUGCGGACCCCGGCCGGCAGCCCUGCGGACGAGGCCCGCCUGGAGAAGGAGAUCGCCAGCACCGUCCGCAAGGUGGUGCGGGACUUCGUGGCCUCGUGGUACCGCACGGUGAGCAGAGAGCCGGCCUUCGAGGCCGAGGUGGAGAGAGCCAUGCUGGGGCUGGCCGCGGAGCUGCGGCGGCGGAUGAGGCGGGUGGAUAGGCGAGCGCUGGCCCGCCGCCUGCUCCUGCUCUGCGGGCAGCACCUGCAGAGUUUCCUGCAGGCUCGGGAUGCCCUGAGGGCCGACCCCAAGGGCGGCCGGACGCUGUGGAAGGAGUACAGCCGGCUGGCAGGGCCGCACCCCGCGCUGCUGAGCCCCGCGGCCGAGGUGGGCUGUGCCCGCGCCGCCGUGGACGCGCUGCUGCGGGCGCUGGUGCCCUGGCCGCACCUGGAGACACGGACGGGACGUUUCGUGGUGGUGGAGCUGGUGGCCUGCAACGUGCUGCUGCCGGCCAUCAGGAAGAUGUCCGAUCCCGACUGGAUCAACCUCCUGCUCAUUGGGGUGUUUUCCAAGAAGCCCCGGGGUGGGAAGCCCCACCCUGCACCCCCAGUGCCGGAUUCCUUGCCUUUCCCGGCACAGACGGACGCUGCUCCCGCCGGGCUCUCCCCGUCCCCGAGGGCUGCCGAGGGGCUCAGGAGAGAGGCAGGGGCUGCUGGAGAGGAGGGAGAGGAGGCGAGCAGGUCAUGCCAUGCAGAGGAACCCUUCCUGCGCCCCCAAGCUCUGGGAUCCCUCUUCCCCUGUGACGGUUUGGAGCUGGAAUCCCCCGCGCCUGACGUGGGGCAGGAUGUGGAGCUGCUGGCUCCUUCCCCCGCUGGAGAGCUCCUUGAUGAGCCCCCCCAGGACCCUCCUGUGCCAGAGGGAGCACCUGCCUCGGAGGAUGGCACAGGGGACCUGGACCACGGCCCUGGCCCCAGCUCGGAUGCUGGCCUGCUUCCCACCUCUGCUUUGAGCUCCUGCCCUGACAUCCAGAUCGAGCCAGCGGCUGAGAAGGAGGAGGAAAGCCCAGCUGUCCCCAGGAGGUUCUCCUCACAAAGACCUUCCAGCCUGGGGAAAGAUCUGGGCACAGCAGAGGGCCCAGCACCAUUUCCCCCAGAGCCUGGGCAGAGCCUGCCCCUGCUGUCAUCCUCCCCAACAGCUUCCAUGAGCACCUUCAGCUUCGAGCCCCUGAGCAGCCCCGAGGGGCCGGUGGUCAUCCAGAACCUGCGGAUCACCGGGACCAUCACUGCCCGGGAGCACAGCGGGACUGGCUUCCACCCCUACACCCUGUACACCGUCAAGUAUGAGACAGCCCUGGAAGGCGAGGCGGCGGGCAGCCUGCAGCAGGUGGCUUACCACACCGUGAACCGCCGCUACCGCGAGUUCCUCAACCUGCAGACGCGGCUGGAGGAGAAACCGGAGCUCCGCAAGUUCCUGAAAAACAUCAAAGGACCAAAGAAACUGUUCCCUGAUCUGCCAUUUGGAAACAUGGACAGCGAUAAAGUGGAAGCCAGGAAAAGUCUGCUGGAAUCUUUCCUGAAGCAAUUGUGUGCAGUCCCUGAGAUUGCAAACAGUGAGGAGGUGCAGGAAUUCCUGGCCCUCAACACCGAUGCCAGGAUCGCCUUUGUCAAGAAGCCCUUCGUUGUGUCCAGGAUAGACAAGAUUGUUGUCAAUGCCAUCGUGGACACCUUGAAGACGGCGUUCCCCAGGUCAGAGCCCCAGAGCCCCACGGAGGAUCUGAGUGAGUCAGAAGUGGAUGGGAAAUCCCAGACAGACGGGAAGAAAAGCAAGUCCAGGCUGAGGUUCUCAUCCAGUAAAAUCACUCCAGUGCUGAGUGUGAGUGAAGCUCAUGACAGGAUCGUGUACUCCAUCAGGGAGGGCAAUGCUGUCUCUGGCACCCUGUCUCUGGCUGCUAUGGAAUCCUUCAUCCAGAAGCAGGAGAAGCUGCUGGAAGCAGUCCCCAGCAAAGCUCCUGAAGGCCAGGGAGGCAGAGAAGCCAAGGAGAUCUCUGUGCAGGAAGAAAUGGAUGGGCUGAGCAGAGCAGAGCAGGAAGGACAGCCAGACACUGACUCUGACUCCGAGACAGCUUUGGCUGACCUGGCCCUGGACGUGCUCCGUCUGGUGCUGGUGGAUCACUGGGGCUGGCUGUGCACAGAGAACAUCCAGAAGGUUUUCAACGUGCUCUUUGGGACCCUUGUUCAAAGGUGGCUGGAGGUGCAGAUGGUCACCCUGACCUGCACCCAGCGCUGGGUCCAGUACCUCCAGUUGCUGCAGGAGUCCAUCUGGCCUGGAGGAGUCCUACCAGCAGUGCCUAAACCCCCCAGGACAGAGGAGCAGAAGAAGGCAACAGCAGAGCAGGCCCUGCAGAGCCUGAUGGGGAUCUUGCCCAAUGUGAUCCAAGAAAUCCUUGGGACCAGGAAGUGUCAGAUGAGCUGGAACCUGGUGCUGGAGUCACUCAGCCAGCCUGUGAUCAACAGGCACCUGGUGUUCUGCCUCCUGGACAUUCUGCUGGAGUUCUUGGUUCUGAAGGGCUCCAGCAAGGAGCCUGAGGCUGCAGCUGCCACACCAUGUGCCUGCAGUGGCACAGACAAAGGUGUCCCAGCACUUUAACCAGCCUGGUGCCCCAGCAGUGGAGGAGAGAAGCAGCCACAGGCAUGGAGUGUUGGAUUUUCAUCCUUUACUGAACGUGCCUGGGAGCUUCCUGGAAGGAAUUUCUCCAGCCAGUGCUAAGUGAAGCUGCUUCCAGGCUUCUCUGUGUCAGCUGGGUGGUGGAGCAAACCCAGAGGUGCUGUGCAGCAUCUGUUCCAUUGCUGACCUGAUGGGGAGCCUGCAAUGAACCAGCCUGACCAGCUGGAGAAGGAACCACAGACCCUUCUGAACAUCUCUAACAUCUGCAGGAGAUCUGCUUUUGUGGCUCCAGGGUCCACCUGGCACUGAGAGUUGGUGUGCUGGCAUCUGCUGCUGAAUGUUUCUGCAGGACAGGGAAGGGCUGCAGGGCUGUCCCUGCUGUCUGAGCAGCCUGCCCUGCACCAGCUGUGUCCCCAGAAGGAAGAUGGGGAAAGGAUGGAGUGUGGAGAAGUCCUGGAGUGUGGAGAUGUCCUGAAGUUCAGCAUCCAACUGCCCAAACACCUGGGAGGUGAGAGCAGGGCCAGAGGUGCUGCCCUGCCUUAGGGACAGAGCUCAGCUGCUUCUCCCUGCUCUGGUUCUCAGUAGGUGCAGGCAGGCUGGGAUCCUGGCAAAGAGACCCUCCCCAGGCUAGGGAGGAGUGCUGGCUUGGCUGGACUUUAGGACUUGUUUAUAUUGUGCUUUCUGAGUCACCUUUUAGUCCCUGGGACAGUCACCUGGAAGGCACAGGCCAAAGGAGCUGAGCCAUGUGGGACAGCAGCAAAUCAGCUCCCACCCAAACCUGGCUGUCACAGGAAGCUCUGGGAGAGGAAUGAGGAGCCCAGGGGAAUCCUGGAUGUGUG